Solanum stenotomum is the source of this 2595-nucleotide messenger RNA. RefSeq lists its product as uncharacterized. The record is from RefSeq and is a predicted model, not a curated record. The transcript has 13 exons. Bases 465 to 2339 code for a protein of 624 amino acids. Gene Ontology annotation, molecular function: catalytic activity. Lineage: Eukaryota; Viridiplantae; Streptophyta; Magnoliopsida; Solanales; Solanaceae.
CCUGAUAAUCCUGAUAUUUGAGUCACCUUUCACGCACUUGAAUUAAUUUCACAAGAUACGUAUUACGUCCCACCAACAAUAUGUAGCAGGAACUCGGUCUACAAGACCUAAAAAAAGAUGAAAAGAAUGCCUAGUUUUUGGCUCUGAACAUCUUGCCACUAGGCCAAACUCUACAACUGAGAAUCUAUACGUAGAUCACUGUUUAAUGGUAAUGUAGUUACUGCCAACAAGUUGAGCUAGCAAUUUUUAGGUGCCGACGGCUGAUCCUGUUGACUGCGCUGUGGCCGACGAUCUAAUGGGGAAAGUUGAUUCUUGCUGAAUAGGUCAGAAAUCAGAAAUAUUUAAAGUUCAUAGGGAAAGGAAAGGGAGGAUCGAAUAUUUGGCGCCUUCAAUCAGAAGGAAGGCAUUGAUCCAGAGUUUUUUUUUUUAACAUACUACAGAGGGUUGCCGGAAAUAUAGUACCCAUGGCUUGUUACGCGGCGAGUGAAAAGGGCGGCGACGUGUUUUUCCCAAUUCCGGCACGUUCAGUUCGUCGGUCUUUGCGCUUGCCCAUGUUCGUGCUUGUAUUUACUUUGUUGCUAAAUAGCAACUGUGUUUCUUCAUACACAUCAGGAUACUGGGAUUUUACCUGCAACAAUUCCACAGAUAUGGAAAGAGGGAAGUUGGGUCCCCAAAACCCCGGUGUAUGCUCAGGAAAGGCCACACAUCUUCCAGUUUGUGAAUGUGGAUUCAAAAUGUUGGACUCUUGCUUCUUGAAUAAGAACAAGAUGCUUGAAAUCGAAAAGGGAGCAAAUGACUUUAACAUACCCAUAAUCAGAUCCAACCGAAAGUUAGUUGCCUCUAUUGAUGGAGGUCUGCAUAAACCGUCUUGUUUAGUCUUCAAUUCUGCAUGGAAGGCCCGACAACUAGAACAUGAACCAAACAAAAAGCUCAAUUAUCCAUCACCUGCUGGUAUACAAAGACCAAAAAGUGACGAGGAUAUCGCAUUCAUGAGUAUUCUUGAACUUGGUCAGCUUCUCAAGGCAAAUUUAAUCACAUCAGUGGAGCUGACUGGAAUUUUCUUGAAGAGACUGAAGAGGUAUGGUCCUGUUCUUGAAUCGGUCGUUACAAUUACUGAAGAAUUAGCAUACAAACAAGCAAAAAAGGCUGAUCAACUGCUUGCUGAAGGCAAAUAUUUAGGUCCUCUUCAUGGGAUUCCUUAUGGUCUGAAGGACAUCAUAGCAGUACCUAACUAUACCACAACAUGGGGUUCAACAUCUUUUAAAGUCCAAGUUCUUGAUAUUGAAGCUUGGGUUUAUAAGAGGCUGAAAUCUGCUGGGGCAGUUCUUGUUGCAAAGUUAGUAACUGGUUCUUUAGCAUAUGAUGAUAUCUGGUUUGGUGGUAGAACAAGAAACCCGUGGAAUAUCGAGGAAUAUUCUACGGGAUCAUCAGCAGGUCCUGCUUCUUGCACCUCAGCAGGUUUGGUUCCAUUUGCAAUUGGUUCAGAAACUUCCGGCUCUAUUACCUAUCCAGCUUCCCGCUGUGGCGUGACGGCACUGCGGCCCACUUUUGGAGCUGUCGGCCGAACGGGUGUUAUGAGCAUAGCUGAAAGCUUGGAUAAAUUAGGCCCUUUUUGUAGAAACUCUGUGGAUUGUGUGGUUGUUCUGGAUGCCAUUCGGGGAAAGGACCCAGAUGAUGUUUCAUCUAGAGACAUAUCCUUUGGAGAUCCAUUCUCAGUUGAUAUCAAAAAGCUCACUGUUGGAUAUCUUGAGGAUGCUGAGAUGGAAGUCGUUCAUGUACUUCAAUCAAAAGGAGUGAAUAUGGUCCCAUUUAACCUGAGUUACACUGUUGAUUCUGUCCAAGGUAUCCUCAAUUUCACAAUGGAUGUUGAGAUGCUGGCUCACUUCGAUAAAUGGCAGCGCUCAAAUCUGGAUGAUGAAUAUGAAGCCCAAGAUCAAUGGCCUAUUGAACUUCGCCGAGCACGUGCCAUAUCUGCAGUUGACUAUUUUCAGGCACAAAGAGCUAGAGGUAUAUUGAUUCAGCAAGUAAGAGAAAGUUUCAGUGUUGAUGCAUUUAUUGGAAAUGCAACUGACUGGGAGAAAGUUUGUGUUGGCAAUCUUGUGGGUUUUCCAGUAGUAGUUGUUCCUACAGGAUUCAAAAAGAUAUCUGAUGCACCAUCAAAUGAUACUCGCAGGAGAACAACAAUAACUACAGGAAUAUAUGCUCCUCCAGACCGUGAUCAUGUCGCCCUAGCGUUAGCAAUUGCUUAUCAAUCAGUCACCAAUCAUCAUAAGCAGCGGCCACCAAUUGAUGACCUUGGGCCAAAUGAUCCUAUUCCAGAAUCACCAAAAUCCGUGUAGUGGGGUUGUUUGUUCAUGCUCACAAGUGCUUGAUAUGAGCCUCUAUGUGCUUGAACCUGGUGUGAUUCAGACCAACGUUUGUAGCUGCUAAAACUAUGAAAGCAUGAAUCGCAAUUUUCUGUUUGAGCCAUGAGGAAGAUAAAAAUUAUGUUUACUUCUUUCUCUAUGUUAUGGUUCUAAUUCUGCCAAUCUGUAAAUGUCUGUAACUUCCAUAUUUAGUGGAUUAUUUAUCCAAGCUGAAGAGUAACACUUCUAC